Racocetra persica is the source of this 565-nucleotide messenger RNA. The record is from the annotation of a GenBank genome assembly. NCBI's taxonomy places the organism in Eukaryota, Fungi, Glomeromycota, Glomeromycetes, Diversisporales, Gigasporaceae.
AUUUAUUCUCCUUGGUUAUUCAUCUUACAUUGGGUUAAGUCAAACAUCGAUUGCAACUGGAGGAGAAUCUAAUAAUCCAUUUUCAAGCAUUAUUGGCGCUAUGCUUGCAGUAUAUAACUGGUCUUCAAUUUCAUUAGAUACAUGGAAUUUUUGGCCACUCACUGUAAUUAGUGUGAUUGGUAGUUUUAUUUUUGUGAUUAUAUUACAAAAUGUUAUCAUUUCAUUUAUGAGUGAUGCUAUUACAGGUGCAGUCAAAAAUAGAACAGGUAUAUAUAGUUAUCAAGUUGAUUUUAUUUAUGAUUUUGCUCUUCUUGAAAGAUCAUUAGAACUUAAUGAGUUAGAUUCUAAGUUUAAGGACAAAUUAAGUGUAAAAUACAUUUGUUUUUAUGAUGACCCGACUAUCACGGGUUCAUGGAAAGAGAAAUCUGAACAAAUGAAAUCAAAACUGAAUCCUAAGCUUUCAAAAUUACGUAAAAGUGAAUUUAAAACUUGGACAAUUGAAAAUUGUGAAUUUAUUUGGAGAAAAGAGAAAGAAACCGAAGAUUUGUCUCCAGAGGAUGAAUAG